This is a messenger RNA of Striga asiatica, 624 nucleotides long. Lineage: Eukaryota; Viridiplantae; Streptophyta; Magnoliopsida; Lamiales; Orobanchaceae. The record is from the annotation of a GenBank genome assembly.
AUGAAGUUCGGCAAGAAAUUGAGACACCAAAUUGACCAGAGCUUGCCCGAAUGGCGCGAAAAGUUUCUAACUUAUAAGGAAUUGAAAAAGCUCGUGAAAUCAAUCUCCAUGAGCUCGCGUACCUUAAACAAGUCAUCCGACUAUGUGAUAGACGUAGAGGCUAAGUUCACGUGCCUUUUGAACCAUGAGAUCGAAAAAUUCAAUGCCUUCUUCGUGGAACAAGAAGAGGACUUCAUCAUUCGGCAUAAGAUACUAAAAAAGUACAACAAAAGAACGGGCGGAGUCUUGCGGCUGCCCUUCAUACAAAAAGUCCUUCAACAGCCAUUUUUCACCACCAAACUAUUAUCGAAGCUUGUUAAGGAGUGUGAAGCCACCAUAGACACGGUUUCGCCGACGUUUGAGAACAUUGCCGGAAUAUUCCACGCCAAAAUGGAUGUUGUGGCGGUGCCGCCUGCCGGAGAAUGGAUAUUGAGGAACACAGUGGCGGCGCUUCUGACGAUGAAGGGGAUGAGAAGCGGGAGCUCGACUUACGGCCAAUUUUCUCUUCCGCCUCUCAACUUGCCCGAUUUUGACGUGAUCGAGUCGUUGCAAUUUGAAUUUGGUUUCCCUAUACAUAUUCCAUGA